AUUGAUCUGGACCCUACAGAAGUUAAACGUGGAAGUGAAGCUAAACUUGGUAGGAAAAGGUAUCUUUUUGGUUUAGAAAAUAUGGGUCGGGAAUCGCGUCAUCGCCGGAAACGUAAAACUGAAAGAAAUAGUGAUUCCUUGGAUGGUGACAAACAUCGUUCUGCCUCUAGAAGUCCAGAAAGAAAAUCAAGACGAUCAGAUAAAGGGAAGCACAGAGACAGGUCGCCUGUUCCCUCUUCAACUAGUAAAAAUGAAACAAGUAUGUCAGUUGAAGAAACAAAUAAAUUACGUGCAUCGCUUGGUUUAGCUCCACUUGAACUUGAUGAUGGUCCUAAAGGACAGGAUCUGCAAGGUACUAGUACAGAAAAACUGUACAAAGAGGAUGGAAUGGAAUUCGUUCACAAAAAAGCAGAACAUUUGGGCGAUAAAAAGAAAGCCGAAGAAAUACGCGAAAAACUACAGGUUGCACGUCAUAAACGGAAGCUCUAUGAGAAAGUGCUAAAAGUUAAAGGAUUAGCAGAUUCAGAUUCUGAGGAAGGUGCAUCUGCUUGGGUUGAAAAAAAUCGUAAGCUAGAAGAAGAACGAAAAAGAGCGGAAGAAAGAGCUAAAAUAUUGGAUGAUAUGGAUGCAGAUUUUGGUGUCAAUGCAUUGAUAAGCGAACGUUCAGUUAAGCCAGAUUUAUCUGGUUUGAUUGUUGGACACGCCAGGGAAGAUUUCAUGGAGGGUGGGGAAACAAUUUUGGUUUUAGAAGAUAAAGGUGUACUGGAUGAAGGCGAAGAAGUACUUGUGAAUCCAAAUUUAAUCGAAGACGAGCGGCAUAAAAAAAAUUUAGAGCUGAAGAAAAAGAAAGGCCAUUAUGAAUCAUAUGCAGAAGAGUUUGAUGAAUAUGGAAUGCCGAAAGAAAAGAGUGUUUUAUCGAAAUAUGAUGAGGAUUUGGAAGGCGAAACAAAGAAGACUUUUCGUCUAGGUAAAGAUGGCAACGUUGACGCAAGUAAAGAAGCAGAAGAAUUAAAAAUGCGUCGAAAGCUUUUUAUGGCAAAUAAACAACUGGAGUCUUUGGAACCAACAAAAUACACGGUUGCCAGUGAAUUUUAUACGCAGGAAGAAAUGCUCGCAUUCCGCCGGCCCAAGUCAAAGAAAGAAAAAAAGUUACGGAAGAGAAAAGAAAAAAUACUAAAAGCUGAUGAUCUUAUUCCGGAUGAAGAUGCUUUAACCGAAAAUAUUGAAAGGUCAGAGAAGUUAGCCAGUCGAAAGCGAGUUGACGAUGAAUUGGCAGUAAAAGAAGAGGAAAAUCUUACUAAAAAUUCAAAUCUAGAAGAUGGUGAACUUCCUGAAGAAGAUGAGAAAAAGACCAAUUGGCGUGCUGCUGAAACAAGUGCUUAUGUAGAUUUGCAAAAUCUAAAUAGACUAAUCAAAAAAGUAGAAGAAGAAGAAGAUGAUGAUGAUGAUGAUGAUGAUGGUUUCAUAAUCUUCUUUCUAGAUUUCGUUAACGGAGUUGAUUUAUCAAACGUUGUGAUUGAAGAUGAUGCUGAAGAAGAGUUGACACAAAUGUUAGAUCGUACUCGCAGAUUGAAGCAAUAUGAAAUUAAGGCUGAUGAUAUUGAAAGUGAUGCCGCACUAAAGAUUCAUGAGCUGAUGAAGGAGCAUUCGAUAAAAGACGAGCCAAUAGAAUUUGAAGAUAAACUUCACAAAGUCGGCGUUGUUAUUGACUCGACGAUGGAAUAUUGUCGUAAUCUAGGCGAAAUUCCGACUUAUGGUUUAGCUGGAAAUCGACAAGAUUUAGAAGUUAAGGGUUUGAAUCAAACAGAUAUUGUCAAACCAGAGCUGAGAGAAGAGCAGAAAGAACGGGAUUCAUCCUCAGAACUUCAUCGGAUUCGUAAAAAGUUAGAGCAAGAAUCGAAAGGAAGGUGGACAGAAGCAUCAGUAUUUAAUUAUGGGGAUCAGAAACAAGGCAAGAGUGCCUUUGGAGGGAGCGAUGAAAGUGAUGAAGAAACACAUAACGUUCUUGGUGAAGAACGCGAUGUAACGAAAGGUGUUGCAGCAAUGUUGAAAUCCGCUGCCGAGAAAGGCUACCUAGAUACGGGAAAAGAACGUAAAGUAAAGGGACCAUCACUCAAACAUUUAGAAAGCAAACGUUUUUCGCAGAUUGAAAUUAGUCGAUAUGAUAUUGAAGAAAAAUACACGAAGAAAUUGGAAAGGAUGGGAACAACAGGUACUGGUCCUGUUCGACCAUUCCCAGAGAAAAACGAUUACAAACCUGAUAUACGAAUUACUUAUGUGGAUGAACGGGGCAAAGAAAUGGAAUCAAAAGAUGCUUUUCGUGUGCUUAGUUGGAAAUUUCAUGGUAAGGGACCAGGAAAGAAACAAAUUGAGAAGAGACAAGGGAAACAAGAAAAGAAAGAACUGAUGAAAAAGAUGAAUUCUAUGGAUACUCCUUUGGGAACUUUAAAUAAACAGCUUAAAAAGCAAGAAGUAAUGCAAACUCCAUAUAUUGUGUUGAGUGGUUCUGGAAGAGAUACAGGGUAUGUUGGUAAAGUAUAA
This is a messenger RNA of Thelazia callipaeda (thelaziosis nematode), 2541 nucleotides long. Lineage: Eukaryota; Metazoa; Nematoda; Chromadorea; Rhabditida; Thelaziidae. The record is from the annotation of a GenBank genome assembly.